AUGGAGCCAGACCAGAUCAUCUUGAAUCAGCUUAUGAAAGCCAUACAGACCAUGGGAGAUCGGAUGACCCAGCUGGAAAAGUCUGGUCUUGCAUUACCUGAAGGAAGACAUAGAGUUGGCGAGACACCUAGAGCUGGAUAUGUGGAACCAAAGCCACCAGACCCUUCACUGAUCAUCCCACAUCAAACUUCUAAAACUCAAAGCCAUAUUGUUCAUUCUUAUUCUGAUUAUGGAUCUGCUAAGAAAACUAAACUUUAUACAUUUUCAGGAAGAAGAAGCUACCUAGAGUGGGAGAGAAACUUGGAUGAGUGGUUCUACUACAACAACAUCCUGAAGAAAGAGAGGUUAGCUUUUGCUAUUGACCAGCUCAGAGAUGUUGCUUUCAAAUGGUGGAUAAAAGAACAAGAUGAAAGAUGGUUGUACAAGGAGCCAACUAUCACCACUUGGAGAGAUCUUAAGGAAGCCAUGAGAGAUGAGUUUGCACCAGAGUUUACCAAUUCUCAAAUCAGGGAACACUACCCUAGAAGGUGUCCAAACCGUGACUCACAAGAGGCAUUAAGAGUAGUACCACAAGAAGGUCAAAGAGACAUGCUUCCACAAGCAAUCUCUCAGCCAAAACAGAGACAUCAAUCUACUUAUUGUUCAAGCCAAAAUAAUGGCGUGCCAAUGACCAUGGAGAAGAACAAAGUUCUCAGCCAAAGCACAUUGUGCAAAAUAGAUAGAAAACCAGAUCAAGCAAGUGUUCAAACAAAGCCUAAGGUAAGUCCUACACUUGAUCAAUUGGUUUAUAAUUCAUCUACCACUGUUAUGAUGCACUUGUCUUUGUCAAAAGGUGUUGUAACAGGGCUUGAGGAGUCCAUGAAAGAAGAGACAACAGGCGCAAUCCAUGUUAUAAACCAGAUGAGAGUUCAAGACACAAUGCAGCCUAAGAUGCUUAAAGAAGCAAAACCAGUGAUGAAAAUAUCCUACCAAG
Molecule: messenger RNA, 973 nt
Organism: Raphanus sativus (radish)
Lineage: Eukaryota; Viridiplantae; Streptophyta; Magnoliopsida; Brassicales; Brassicaceae
Exons: 1
Source: RefSeq, a predicted model, not a curated record